Seriola dumerili (greater amberjack) is the source of this 2192-nucleotide messenger RNA. It is a transcript of the gene josd2, whose product is annotated as Josephin domain containing 2. The coding region runs from base 285 to 839 and encodes 184 amino acids. Gene Ontology annotation, biological process: protein deubiquitination. Gene Ontology annotation, molecular function: cysteine-type deubiquitinase activity. NCBI's taxonomy places the organism in Eukaryota, Metazoa, Chordata, Actinopteri, Carangiformes, Carangidae. The record is from RefSeq and is a predicted model, not a curated record. The transcript is spliced from 5 exons.
GAGCCUGGUGGGUUGUGAACAGAACGCUUUUGCUCGGUGUCCCUAAACAAAGGAAACAGGCUGCCUGUAACGUUUGUUAUUAUUUGAACGAGUUCAGCGGAGUCACGGUUAAAGUGACGGAGUUUCUAGUGUUCCUGUGCUUAUAUCGUAAAUGGGCGUGACAGCUGCACAACAACAACAACAACACAACAAAAACAACGGCUCUGCUUCCGGUUUCUGGAUGUAGCUGUCAGACUCCAGCAUCUUUUUAACGAGGAACCGCUUUAUCAGCAGCAAGCAUUAGCAUGAGCGAAGGAGAAGUUUUUCAUGAGAAGCAACGACUGGAGCUGUGCGCCAUUCAUGCACUCAACAACGUGCUCCAGGAGCGGGUGUUCACCAAGGAGACAGCCGAUGACAUCUGCAAACGGCUGGCUCCACAGUGUGUGGUGAACCCUCAUCGGUCAGUGUUAGGCACGGGAAACUAUGACGUCAACGUCAUCAUGGCUGCACUACAGAGCAGGGAACUGGCUGCAGUGUGGUGGGAUAAACGCAGGACGGUACAGAGUCUUUGCAUGUCAAAGGUCCACGGCUUUAUUCUUAAUGUCCCAUCACGAGUAUCGCUUGGGAUCGUUUCCCUCCCACUACGACGGCGGCACUGGCUCGCAGUUCGGCAAGUUAAUGGACAGUACUACAACCUCGACUCCAAACUGAAGAGUCCCGUCUGUAUUGGCGGAGAAGCAGAGCUACGCUCAUUUCUCAGCGAACAGCUUUCUCAGGAUGUGGCAGAGAUGCUCUUGGUUGUCCGGCGGGAGGUGGAGGAGGACGGUUCAUGGCUGAACUCUGACAACCCCAAAAAGUGAUGCCUUGGGACAGGACAUACCUUUAUAUUUUAGCAUGAAAAAAACCUCCUCUGGGAAAAUGACAGACGUUUUUUUUAAAACAAACACCUCAUUACAAAAACCUCUUCAGGGAAUGCACUAAAAUACAUUUAAUAUCUACAAACAAACACACAGAGGAAGAUCCAAAGAGAAGCAGAGAUGGAUGUUUACUCCCAAAAUAAAGAACUGUUUUGAUUGUAAAAACUGUAAAAGCAAUUGCUCUGAUAGGAACUGUGUAUUUGCAUUGUCCUGCUCUUGGUACGUUUGUUUGAGAAGGUGCAUCAAAACUAACAAUGUUACAAGUUUGUGGGCUAGUUUGAUGAUACUUGAGACAUAUGACUGAAAUUUUACUUUUGUGGUAGAAAAAUUGCAAAUUGCAUGAAAAACCACCUGCAGUAAUGAUAACUGGACUACUUACUGAUUACUAAAAAUGAGAAAAAUCAUUGGUUUGAAUUUGCCAUGUAGGAUAUCACUUGAUUUUAAUGAUCCAGUUGGCAAAAUUAUAUCAGUAUAUACUGUAUGUACAAGAUGGUUAAGUCCAAAUUUAUCAGCACCUGAGUGCACCAUCUCUUCCCUCGACCUUUGUUGUAAACUUUCUAUGCACUACAGAGUUAGAUUUGUUAGCACUGUUUGUCUCUGUGUGUGUUCAUACAGGAACAUGUGAUGUGAAGGAAUCACCUGGCGAGGCACUGAAGGACAAUACCUGUGUAUUUGCAUGUUUUCAUCAGUUUACUUCAAAUCACCUUCCAUUGUUCAUAACAUGAUGCAGUUCCUUAGAUCUUGGUAUAUGUUUUUCUGAUCCUCCAGGCAGCCUUUGUUUUCCUUUCAUUUAACUUCAGUGUUAAAAAAACCUGUUUGCAGAGAUUUGAAACAUGGUUGAGACAGGUACAACGAACAUCUUGCCUCUUUAUUUUUGUCCAAGUUAUGUUAUUGUAAUGUGAUAACACCGUUGAAUCCACACAGUAAUGAAGCAAGCUUUGACAAAAAUAAAAGUAGACAUGACCUAUAGCAACCAGGUUUCAGGUGUCUUCAGGUUGAUAUUAACACAGCUUUGUACUGAAUGAAAGCCAGGGACGAGCAUGGAUGUAAGUAGGAUUACUAUUUUAAAUCUAAAAGGAAACAGCAGGAAUGUAAAGAACACUAUUCUUGAUUAGUUGUAACUGAGUUAAACAUGCAAAAACACUGGUUCUGUGACUGUAUGUAACCGUAAUGUUUGUAUUCUGUCUCUCCUAUUGAUCUAUGCAUAUCCAAAAGAACGGGAGCACUGUCUCCAGUACACACUAGUGACUAACUCACACAUAAACCUAAGCUCAGAGGCUCGUAAUAUUGAAUCUU